Molecule: messenger RNA, 711 nt
Organism: Papaver somniferum (opium poppy)
Lineage: Eukaryota; Viridiplantae; Streptophyta; Magnoliopsida; Ranunculales; Papaveraceae
Product: pyrophosphate--fructose 6-phosphate 1-phosphotransferase subunit beta-like
Exons: 1
Coding region: 1-711 (236 amino acids)
Biological process (GO): glycolytic process; response to glucose; photosynthesis
Cellular component (GO): cytosol
Molecular function (GO): 6-phosphofructokinase activity; diphosphate-fructose-6-phosphate 1-phosphotransferase activity
Source: RefSeq, a predicted model, not a curated record
AUGGCGAUCCCUAGAAGCCACGUGUUUUGUAGUGUAUUAUGGCGUGGUGUUACGAUGGAGGAUACAAAUACACUUCGAGACAUGGAAUGUUUCAGAUCAGCAUGGUUAAUUUGUGAUGACAUUUCUAUUGAGUCUCGGUGUAGUUCGAUUCCAACAACUCUAGGUAAGCUCCGUAUAGGAGAACCUGUUGUAGUAGGAGAUUCAUAUGGUCCUCCUAAUGUUGAGCUGAAUUUUUCAAAAUAUGAUGAUCGGUGGGCUCAAAAGCAAACAAAAAUCAUGUCACUGACCACAAGAUGCAAGACUAUUGAUGGUGAUCUAAAGUCAAAGGAAGUGCCCACGAGUUUUGGAUUUGAUACAACGUGCAAGAUUUGCACAGAGAUGAUCGGCAAUAUUAUGACUAAUCCUCGCUCUACUAGAAAAUACCACCACUUCGUAAAGAUUAUGGGGCGUGCUGCUUCCUUGGAGUGUGCUUUGCAGACUCACCCCAAUGUUACUAUUAUCGGAGAAGAGGUUGCUGCCAAAAAACAAACAUUGGAAAAUGUAACAGACUACAUUACUGAUAUCAUCUGCAAACGGGCAGAACUUGGUUAUCAUUACGGAGUUAUACUUAUUUCCGAAGGUCUCCUUGAUUUCAUUCCUGAGGUGCAACAGCUUAUUGCCGAGCUAAAUGAAAUCCUAGUUCAUGAUGUUAUAGAUAAAGUUGGGGCAUGA